AUGACGCAAGUGGUGGCGAUAGCUGGCGAGCCGGUAUACCUGCCCUGUGACAUAGCUACACAAGAUGAAGAGGAUGCUGUACUCUUGGUGCUAUGGUAUAGAGAGGACUUGGGCACGCCAAUAUACAGCGUGGACGCCAGGGAAAAAGAUUUUGGUGUAGCUGAACGGUGGUCUGAUGAAAGCGUCUUUGCAUCAAGAGCGUAUUUCCUGCCAGAGAGACGACCAGCGGAACUUGGAGUAGACCGAGUGAAAUCUUCAGACCAAGGCAUCUACCGCUGUAGGGUUGACUUCAAGCAGGCUCAAACAAGAAACUCUCGCGUUAAUCUAACUGUAAUUGUGCCACCUAGUAAAAUGAUCAUUACGGACGAUAGAGGUGACGUAAAACAAGCAAUAGUUGGUCCUUACGUUGAGGGUGACUCCUUCACGCUCAAGUGCGAUGUCUCUGGAGGUCGUCCGCGCCCAUGGGUGAAAUGGUUUAGAGACGAAAUCGAAACCGACACUCCAGUGACCGUACUCACGGGAGGGGCGGUGCGAGGAGUGUUGAGAGUUGGACCACUUACCCGAACAGAUGUAAGAGCAGCGUUCACUUGUCGGGCGUCGAACCAUAUACGGUCACAUCCCAUUGAGACAACACUUACAUUGGAUAUGAAUUUUCCACCACUAACAGUACACAUCCUGGGAUCUAACCAGCCUCUAUCCGCAAUACGAAGAUAUGACCUCCUAUGCCAAAGUGCAGGAUCACGACCACCGGCCUCCAUCACCUGGUGGAAGAAUGGACAUCGCAUCAACAACGCCAAGGAAACUUUGUCCACAGAUGGAAAUACGACAACGUCCACCGUUUCCUUGCAACUUACCAAGUCCGAUGCUGGAGCAAAGUUGGCAUGUCGAGCGACCAACCCUCAGAUGCCUUCAGUGGCACCACUGGAGGACGACUGGAUUUUGGAUAUUCAAUAUGUACCAGAAACAGUUGUUCGAUUAGGAACCAAUUUGGACCCAAGAAAUAUUCGCGAAGGGACAGAUGUGUACUUCGACUGUAUUAUCAAGGCUCAUCCUUAUAUAUACAAAGUGGAAUGGCGCCAUAAUGGCAAGACAUUAAGUCACAACGUUGGUCAGGGUAUCAUCAUAAGCAAUCAGUCGCUAGUUCUACAAGGAGUUGGUCGCAAUACAGCUGGUAACUACACCUGUGUCGGCUUCAACGCCGAGGGAGAUGGCGAAAGCAAACCUCUGACUUUAGAUGUAUUAUAUGCUCCAACCUGCCGAAGCUCCCAACAGAGAGUACACGGGGUGGCAAAACAAGAGAGGGCUCAUAUCACAUGUCACGUAGACUCCAACCCGCCUGAAGUUAGUUUCCGAUGGACAUUCAACAACACAGCGAAUAGCAACGAAGUGAGCGACUCUUAUAUAUCGAGAACGGGAACUGUUUCUACAGUCACGUACACGCCACAUACUGAAAUGGAUUAUGGAACCCUAUUGUGCUGGGCCCACAAUAGAAUUGGCAAACAGAGGGUGCCGUGCGUGUAUCACAUCAUUGCCGCUGGCCGUCCAGAUCAAGUCCAUAACUGUUCAGUGGUAAAUGCAUCUCUGACUUCAUUUGGAGUACGGUGCUCAGAAGGCUUUAAUGGAGGAAUAGCACAAUCAUUUUUUCUAGAAGUCAAAGAAUUAGUGACUCAGGAGCUGGUAGCCAACGUGUCAAGCGCAGUGCCACGAUUCACAGCCAUCGGCUUAGUACCAGGACGAACAUAUGGAGUGGCAGUCAUUCCGUACAACAGCAAGGGGCGAGGCGAGCCCUAUCCCAUGCGAGCAAGUACUCUUAGGCCGCCUGAAAAGCAUCAUGUACAUGAUAAAAGUUUGGAUUUGCCGCGAACAGCAUUUCACAUGUCCGGUGCAAUGUCUGCAGCAGUUGGUGGUGGUGGUGUUAUUAUGGUGAUCCUUGUUCUGUUCCUAAUUGGGGUGAGGCAGAGAUGCUUUAAAAGAAAGCCCAGCCCUGGUCCACUACCUUCUUCUCUACCUGGUUCUCCUGACAAGUUGAGAGAAAAAGAUGACAGUGAGAGCGAUGAUAGAAACCCAGAUAUAAUACCAUCGGAAAUGGAUCAUUUGCAAGUAGACUACUACAGAACGCAGCAGGUGUCAACGAUAUCGCCACCACUGGGAUCUAGGAUGCCAAGGGGUAGUGUGGCUGGAGUACGCGGAAGUAUACCCGCAUACUAUGCGCUAAGAACUGCUCCACCGCCCCAUCAGACCAUGAUUGAUAAUGGGACACAACAAGGCAUUCCUCCACCAGCAGCAUUCGGCAGUGGAUCCUGUACAUUGCCACGCGGGUCUAGUACAGGUUUAACAAGUAUUGCUCCGGGUGAACGAUGUAUACCAUUACAGCACCUACGCACACUACCAAGGCCCAUGGCCGCUCCAACCGCGUUACCUAGACAUCUCCCUCGCGACACCCCUCUCUGA
Molecule: messenger RNA, 2451 nt
Organism: Pieris macdunnoughi
Lineage: Eukaryota; Metazoa; Arthropoda; Insecta; Lepidoptera; Pieridae
Source: the annotation of a GenBank genome assembly